AUGUUAGACCAAUGGCUAGGAGCAAAAACAACUGAAGGUGAGGUGAUCCCUAUGAGGGACAUUGAAGACCAGCUAGUCACGCAUGUGCUAGGGGGUCCAUACGCCUUGGCGACCAUUCUUGGUGGUCUUGGAGCUUUGAUGGCUUCGUACCCAAGAAUUAUGAGACGAGCGCAGCAGGAGAUAGAUGAUGCUUUGGUGCGCGGUAUCCUAUCACAGCCAUCACCGUUGUAUUCAGAAUGUUGCCAAUUACAAUACGUGAGUGCUUGCAUAAGAGAAGCGUUGCGUAUUACUUCAACUGCGUCUCCAAGAUGGCGUAGCUCUGAUCGAGUACUCAAUCUUCUUGGACAAGACACCCGUCCUAGAACAGCCAUAGCAACCAGUCCCUUUGCGAUCUCAACAAGUAAAAGCAUCUAUGGUACCGACACCAAUUUGUUUUAA
This is a messenger RNA of Talaromyces proteolyticus, 438 nucleotides long. RefSeq lists its product as uncharacterized. The transcript is spliced from 2 exons. Gene Ontology annotation, molecular function: monooxygenase activity; oxidoreductase activity, acting on paired donors, with incorporation or reduction of molecular oxygen; iron ion binding. The coding region runs from base 1 to 438 and encodes 145 amino acids. The record is from RefSeq and is a predicted model, not a curated record. NCBI's taxonomy places the organism in Eukaryota, Fungi, Ascomycota, Eurotiomycetes, Eurotiales, Trichocomaceae.